ACAUGGGAACGGGGCUGGCACGGGGAUGGGGUCCACAAGGACACGUGUGGGCAGCCGGGGACCCCACCCCAGCUCCAUCUCCAGGACCACCCCUUUCCCCCCCUUCCAGACACCCCCCGGCCCCCCGCCCAUCCAGCCCGGACCCCCCGAACCUCUUCGAGGAGAAACCCGAGCAAAGCACCAGCAUCGGCCAGAUCCAGCCCGAGCUCUACCAGCCCGGCGAGGGCGACGCUCGGCGCGGGGGCGCAGGGGGAGCCGGUGGGGGGACGCCCUGCGGGCGGCUGAGCGUCGCCCUGCGCUACGCCUACGGCACCGAGCAGCUGGUGGUGCGGGUGCUGCGCGCCCGCGACCUCCCCGCCAAGGACGCCAACGGUUUCUCCGACCCCUACGUCAAGAUGUACCUGCUGCCCGACCGCAAGAAGAAAUUCCAGACCAAGGUGCACCGGCGGACGCUCAACCCCGUCUUCGACGAGACCUUCAGCUUCGGGGUGCCCUUCGCCGAGCUGCCCGCCCGCCGCCUGCACUUCAGCGUCUACGACUUCGACCGCUUCUCGCGGCACGACCUGAUCGGGCAGGUGGUGCUGGAUAACCUGCUGGAGGCGGCCGAGCGCGACGGCGAGACGCCCAUCUGGAGGGACAUCCUGGAGGCCACCGCGGAGAAGGCAGACCUGGGGGAGGUGAACUUCUCGCUGUGCUACCUGCCCACGGCCGGGCGCCUGACGGUCACCGUCAUCCGCGCCUCCAACCUCCGCGCCAUGGACCUGACCGGCUUCUCAGGUGAGAGGGGACACGGGGACCCGUGGGGACAUGGGGAUGUGGAGGGAUAUGGGGGCGUGGAGGGACAUGGGGACACG
Oxyura jamaicensis (ruddy duck) is the source of this 854-nucleotide messenger RNA. Its product is annotated as synaptotagmin-3-like. NCBI's taxonomy places the organism in Eukaryota, Metazoa, Chordata, Aves, Anseriformes, Anatidae. The transcript is spliced from 3 exons. Gene Ontology annotation, cellular component: membrane. Gene Ontology annotation, molecular function: calcium-dependent phospholipid binding; clathrin binding; phosphatidylserine binding. Gene Ontology annotation, biological process: regulation of calcium ion-dependent exocytosis; regulation of dopamine secretion; cellular response to calcium ion. The record is from RefSeq and is a predicted model, not a curated record. The annotation marks the transcript as partial.